Schistosoma curassoni is the source of this 686-nucleotide messenger RNA. Lineage: Eukaryota; Metazoa; Platyhelminthes; Trematoda; Strigeidida; Schistosomatidae. The record is from the annotation of a GenBank genome assembly.
AGUUUGGUGAGUUUGGAUGCAUGAAAAUCCCUUGAUUCAUGUAAAAACAGUCUCUUACGCUUUCUGCUCCUGGAAAAAUAUCCACCAAACUAAGAAUUCCAUCAGUAGUAUAUUUAGUGAUAAAACUUAUGAUUGGAUCUUAACUUCAAAACAAUUUCAGACCCCUAUGGAUGGACUCUAGAUUUAUAAAUCCUAAUCUAAUUUAUCUCUGUUGUUCGAUGUGUCAUGAUAAAGAUAGAUUAGGACAAUGCAUAAUUAACCCCAUGGCGUUAGGGGUUAGAUUAAUUUUAAGUCUGUGCUUGUCCACAGUCUUCUCGAAUUCGGUAAACCUUCGGAAAAAAGUUUGAAUGUUUUGUUGAGGUUUUCUCGUCAUACUUUAUUACUGACUUUUCAAGCAAUAUUACUUAGUACAAAUUUUUCUCACAGAUCAUAUACUCGUAGCGAUGCCGAUUGCUCCAAAUACAUAUCGGGGUGUUUCCCAACCAUCAUGUUUAGCCAAAGUAAAGUUUGGAUUUUUGAUGGGGUUCUGUGUUGGUGUAGCAACUGGUGCUAUAUUCGGCGGAUUCAAUUGUUUAAGAUACGGUUUACGUGGACGUGAAUUAAUUCAAACGGUUGGCAAAGGCAUGUUUCAAGGUGGAGGUACAUUUGGCAUGUUUAUGGCCAUAGGAACUGCCAUCCGUUGUUAA